Messenger RNA from Lagenorhynchus albirostris (white-beaked dolphin), 254 nucleotides. Its product is annotated as ATP synthase subunit ATP5MJ, mitochondrial-like. The record is from RefSeq and is a predicted model, not a curated record. Bases 8 to 190 code for a protein of 60 amino acids. NCBI's taxonomy places the organism in Eukaryota, Metazoa, Chordata, Mammalia, Artiodactyla, Delphinidae. The transcript has a single exon. Gene Ontology annotation, cellular component: mitochondrion.
CACCAGGAUGCUUCAAAGCCUUAUUGAAAAUGUGUGGAUCCCCAUGAAGCCCUACUGUACCCAAGUUUACCAGAAGAUUUGGGUAGGAAUAGGACUGAUGGGCUUCAUCAUUUAUAAAUUCAGGAGUGCUGAUAAAAGAAGCAAAACCUUGAAAGCUUCCAGUCCUGCACCUGCUCAUGGUAAUCAUUAACCAGCUUUCCUUGCACAAGACAUUGGUCUGACUGUGUUGAGGGAAUGUGGGACAUCAUGUUGAC